AUGGUCGAAAUUGAGAUCCCUGACGCCGAUGAGCUCGGUGGAAAUGUCACCAAGCCUUUCAAGUUCGUUACGGCUGGAUAUGACGCCCGCUUCCCGAAUCAGAACCAGACCAAGCAUUGCUGGCAGAACUAUGUUGACUAUCACAAAUGUAUCAUUGCGAAGGGUGAAGACUUCAAACCAUGCAGACAGUUCUACCUUGCAUAUCGAUCUCUAUGCCCAUCCUCCUGGAUUAGCCGAUGGAAUGAUCAACGUGAAGCUGGAAAUUUCCCGGUGGAUCUGGAGCACUAA
Rhinocladiella mackenziei CBS 650.93 is the source of this 288-nucleotide messenger RNA. RefSeq lists its product as uncharacterized. The record is from RefSeq and is a predicted model, not a curated record. NCBI's taxonomy places the organism in Eukaryota, Fungi, Ascomycota, Eurotiomycetes, Chaetothyriales, Herpotrichiellaceae. Gene Ontology annotation, cellular component: respiratory chain complex IV; mitochondrion. Bases 1 to 288 code for a protein of 95 amino acids. The transcript is spliced from 4 exons.